AAGACAGCGCAGCACGGCCCGGCUCAGAGCGCAGCGGGGCGGCUCCGCUUCACUUUAUACCCCCCUCCCUCCCGGUUUGGAUGUAACCUGAUCGGAUCGGAACUGCUGACUGACUGCUCGGUGCUUUGGUUGUUUUUGGUCGGUUGGGUGGUCCGUUGGUGGUCGUUGCUGAGGAGCUGGAGGCCGGGAGCAGGACUGAGUCUGCCCGGGCUGCUGCUGCCGUCGCUCGGUUCCCGUGGAGAGGGUAGCGGAGCCUACAGAGACCGGCUGCUGUCUCUCUCUCUUUCUCUCUCUUUCUCUCUGUCUGUCUCUGUAUCUGUCUCUCUGUCUCUGUCUGUUUGUGCGUUUCUCUCCGCGGUUGGACAAGGCUACACACGCGUUACUACACACGGGAUUAAGUGAUUAACGCUCCGGUACCGGGGGAGUUGGAUGUGUGUUUUGCCCCGCAGGAGUCUCCAGGAGUCCGGGCGGACAGAAGGGGCCGAUGGCGCAACGGUAUGAAGACCUGGCCCACUACGGGCUGGAGGCCAUGGCCGGAGUUUAUGGAGACCCUCACCACCAUCACCACCACCACCACCACGCUGCUGCAGCCGCCCGCUCCAUGCAGGCCGCCACCGGGCCAUUCCCUCCGCACCAGUACGCCCAGUCCAGCCACACCACAGCCGGGGACGCCGCCAAGAGGGACAAAGACGCCAUUUAUGGACAUCCGUUAUUCCCUCUGCUCGCACUGAUUUUUGAAAAAUGUGAACUGGCGACGUGCACGCCGAGAGAGAGCGGCGUUGCCGGAGGAGACGUCUGCUCCUCGGACUCCUUUAACGAGGACAUCGCCGUCUUCUCCAAACAGAUCCGGUCGGAGAGGCCUUUCAUUUCAUCAAACCCAGAGCUGGAUAAUUUGAUGGUCCAGUCGAUACAAGUGCUGCGCUUCCACCUCCUGGAGCUGGAGAAGGUUCAUGAGCUGUGUGAUAACUUCUGCCACCGAUACAUCAGCUGUCUGAAAGGGAAGAUGCCGAUCGAUCUGGUUAUAGACGACCGAGACGGAAACAAGUCGGACAGCGAAGACUUCCUCCGGUCAUCAGGGAACAACGGGGAUCAGCUCUCGUGGAACAGAGAUCAUGACGACGCUGCAUCAAUCCGCUCGUCCGGGACGCCGGGACCCUCCAGCGGUGGACACACGUCUCACAGCGGCGACAACAGCAGCGAACAAGGUGACAGCCUGGAUAACGGCAUGGCUUCUCCCAGCACGGGGGACGACGAUGACCCCGACAGAGACAAACUGCACAACAAAAAGAGAGGCAUCUUCCCCAAAGUGGCCACCAACAUCCUGAGAGCCUGGCUGUUUCAGCACCUCACGCACCCGUACCCGUCGGAGGAGCAGAAGAAGCAGCUGGCUCUGGACACCGGCCUCACCAACCUGCAGGUCAACAACUGGUUCAUCAACGCGAGGCGGAGGAUCGUUCAGCCAAUGAUCGACCAGUCCAACAGAGCCGUGAGCCAUGCAGGACCGUAUGGCCCAGAUGGUCAGCCAAUGGGAGGCUUCGUUGUGGACGGACAGACACACAUGGGAAUCAGACCAACUGGUCCUCUGGGUGGUGUGGGGAUGGGGAUGGGCGUGGAGGGACAGUGGCACUACAUGUAGCACCACUGCCAGCCCUGCCGCCAG
Messenger RNA from Perca flavescens (yellow perch), 1660 nucleotides. It is a transcript of the gene meis1a, whose product is annotated as Meis homeobox 1 a. Gene Ontology annotation, molecular function: DNA binding. Bases 485 to 1636 code for a protein of 383 amino acids. The record is from RefSeq and is a predicted model, not a curated record. Gene Ontology annotation, biological process: regulation of DNA-templated transcription. The transcript has 12 exons. Lineage: Eukaryota; Metazoa; Chordata; Actinopteri; Perciformes; Percidae.